Messenger RNA from Gamsiella multidivaricata, 2340 nucleotides. RefSeq lists its product as uncharacterized. The coding region runs from base 108 to 2150 and encodes 680 amino acids. The record is from RefSeq and is a predicted model, not a curated record. The transcript is spliced from 2 exons. NCBI's taxonomy places the organism in Eukaryota, Fungi, Mortierellomycota, Mortierellomycetes, Mortierellales, Mortierellaceae.
CAUUCCCAUUCCGCUUUUUUCUUCAUUCUCAUCUAUACGUUCAUUCCUCUUUCCUUCUCUCCAUAUAACAUCUUUUAAAACAACACAGCCCCUUUAUUGUUUUCUCUAUGCCAGCAACUGUCCCCUGUUCAGAACACUUCUCGGACCACCAGGACUGUCAAGUCCAGUCUGAUGCUGUCUCCGACCCCGAAAACACCAUACACACCCCCAGCGCCAGUGGCGGCAGCGACCUCAAAAGCUGCGAAUCCAUCCCCUCGCCCCCAAUCACGCCGGCUCUCUCCGAUACUUCUUUAUCAUCCAGCUUGUCAACAACGCCGGCCAACGAAGAUCAGCAAAUAGAGCUCCCCUUUAGGUUGGUGACUCACCCGGCUGUGGUCUAUACCUCGGAGCUGCUCUCCGAUCCUGCCUAUGUCGGUCGGAUGCAUACAGUCAAGGUCUUUGACUUUGACCAGACACUCUUCCAGUCACCGCUACCCAACCCUGCGCUUUGGGACCCGUCAUUCCUGGGAAUUUUGACCUCAUGGAAUUAUUGCGGAACGGGUUGGUGGCACAAUCCAGGCACGCUCGACUUGGGACCUGAGGUGGAGAAGUCUUGCUGGAAAGGCUGGUGGAAUGAGGAGGUUGUCAAGGAAGUUCAGGAGUCAUCAAAAGAUCCAGGAUGCUUGACGGUACUCCUUACCGGCAGAAACGGGCCAACAUUUGGACAGAAGCUGAUCGAGAUGGUACAGCGGAAAGGACUAGACUUUGAUCUCAUUGCCACCAAACCGACGACGGUAGCGCUCAUGGAGAACAAAGUACCGUUUGUGCCGACGAAAAAGUUGUUGAAGCCGGUGGAAAAGUAUCUGAAAGUGCACACCUUCAACACGAAGUACGACUUUUUGUACAACCUGCUGCUAGAGUACCCGAUGAUCCGGUCGAUGCAUCUCUGGGACGAUCGACCCUGUCAGGUGGCCAAGUUCCGACAGGUUGGACAGGAGUGGCUCGACAACAAAAUGCUGGACAACUUUGAGAUCACCGUCGUGCAGCAGGCAUUACUAUACAUGGAUCCACAGCGAGAGAUCGAGCUGGUUUUGAGCAUGGUCGAGGCGAAUAAUAGGCAGGUUGAUAUUGAGCACGCUGGAGGUCCGUUCUUGGUCGCAGGAGUGGGCGCUCUUCCCAGGACACGACCGGAGUUAAAGGACCGAAACAUCUGGGAUCCUUACGAGACGUACAUUCCACAGGCGAGACUCAAGAUCGAGAUGACUAAGAUCGUACGAUACACAGGUGUUUUGUUUUCGGAGUAUGUGCAGCGAAUCAUGUUGGAGAAGACAGGAUGUUCGAAUCAGCUCAAUCCAGCAGAGCAGUGGAUCGAGCGGCCACAGACACUGAGAGGGCAGGACUUGAGCAAAUGGGUUGUACCGGGCGAUUUGCAUGUGACACUUUGCCUGGGACCUGCGACUGAAGAGUAUCUGCAAACGAUCGGAGGGCUCGGGGCGACGGUCCUUGUCGAGGUUGAGGCACUUGGAGAGCAUGAGGGGCGGAUAUGGGCUUUGAAGGUCAAGGAGAUGAAUCCCAGCAGUUGUCAGGAACAGCAGGAUCUUCUGAUCGUGGCCCCUGAUGGAAAGACAUAUUCGAGUCUCGAUGCUCUGCGAUCAGCGUAUGCAGCUAAUGAACCAUCCGCCGCACCUAUCGACUUGAACAACUUGGGACAUGUCAUUCUGAACAGGAACGUCACACCGCACAUCACGAUGGCAUACGACCGACUCAAUGGUACUCGCGCUGUCGACUCUGGCCGGAUAACGAACUGGGAACCCUUGACGACCCCACAAGGAACACCCUACCCUCGUCGACUAGUCUUUGUAGGCACGAUUGGAGAGAAAAGACUGAUGGGCAUGAAAGCACGGAAAUUGGCGCAGCCAUCGAAAGCGGAGGUCAGUGUGGCGAACGUCAUCAAGAAUUUGCACGGAGACAAGGGUAUCUCGGGCAAGGAACUCGGGGAGAUGGUCCGGUGUGUCAAGGAGGAAAUGGAGAGGCUUUCUGUCGAGAACCGGUUGGCGAACGAGGAGAGGAUUGCGACGAUCGCGCAGGAGGUGUGCGAUCGAGUGGAAACGAAGAAAGUGGCCUCUGAAUUGUUGUCACAGCAACAUAGUCCUAAACUACAGGCAGCCUAAAGGAUGCGGGACGUCAUUCGAAGGUGUGUGUGUGUGGGGGGGGGGGAAGGAAGACCAUCACAGGAGAUCGCCACCAUAUUUUUUUAUACCGUACAACCUCGUCAUCUCUGUACUUUUAGACAUUAAUAAAUUGCACUGCAGUUGAGCAGACGAAAAAAAAUAGAAUAAAAAAUAAAAUAGGACUUAGGAC